UCAAUUAUUCUUUGAUAUCUAGAGGGAUAUAAAUUCAGAAUAGUUAAUCUAAAUUUUAACAGCUUAGAUAAAACAUGCACUCAGUACCUGUGGCAGAGAUAUGCACCCAAUCCAAACCCCCUCCCAUUCUUCCCUUCUUCCUUUCAACCAAACCCACCGUUUCAUUUCAUUAACUCUCUAUUUGACAAAAGCAUUCGGCGCAAGAACAGUUUCAUUACGUCUUCUAUUCUCUAUCUCCGCAAGUCGCGCGCGUGUAUCUCUCUCUCUCUACAUGCAUAUAUAUAUAUAUAUAUAUAUAUCAUAUUCUGCAUCUCAAUGUCCUCCUCAGCCCCACGCAAGUACCGACCAAGUCCCCACGACCACCAAUCCACCACGCGCAGUCCGCUCCUCCUCCUCCUCCGCGGCCGCGCCCGAAUGCAUUGCUCUAGCACCACCACCACCAAGUUGAACUCUUAAGCUACACAAUUAGUCAUGGAACAACCUCAUCAGCCUAUGUCUCCUAAACCAGUGGUUAUUAGUAGCACCACUAACCAUCCCUUAACUAAUGAUCCGAGUUUACAAUCAACGUGGUCACAUCGAGCCUGGGUUGCAGCCGGUUGCACUACUGUGAUUGUUUCAUUGGCUGAGUGCAUUCGUCAAGCAACCAUCAUGCAAGUCUGGUUCGAACCGGUCUUGGCCGGUUGGCUUGGCUAUAUGUUGGCCGAUCUAGGCUCUGGCGUUUACCAUUGGGCUAUUGAUAAUUAUGGAGAUGAGUCCACACCUGUGUUUGGUCCUCAAAUUGAGGCUUUUCAAGGUCACCAUAAGUGUCCACGGGCCAUAACAAGACGUCAAUUUGCUAACAACUUGCAUAUAUUGGCUCGUGGAGUUACACUCACAGUGUUUCCUAUUGUACUUGUUUUCAAUGACCCAAAACUUCUUGGGUUUGUUGGAGUGUGUUCUGGUUGCAUUAUGUUUAGCCAGCAGUUUCAUGCCUCGGCCCACAGGACAAAAAGCCGGCUUCCGCCACUCGUGGUGGCAUUACAGGAUGCCGGAGUACUGGUGUCACGGUCGCAGCAUGCCGCCCACCCGGCCGCCUAUAACAGUAAUUAUUGCAUUGUGAGUGGAGCUUGGAAUGAGUUUCUGGAUAGGCAUAAGGUAUUUGAAGUGUUGGAGAAAAUAGUGUAUUCUAAACUUGGGGUUAGACCACGGUCUUGGAGUGAACCCAAUUCUGAGUGGAUGGAGGAGAUAGAGGCUUCUUAAAUUCCAGCCAAGUGAAAAUUUAACUACUGUUGUUUUAGUUGGCGUAAUAAAUAAUGAAAGUUUUAGUUUUUUUUUUUUGAGUUUUUUUAAUUAUCAUAUCUUUUAAGUUUAUCUUUUUUUUUAAUCAAUUUGGUCAUUUGAGUUUAUCUCAAUCAUCAAUGUGAUUCUUAUUAUUUAAAAAAAGUGGUAGUGCUAUUAAAAUCUGCUAA
Messenger RNA from Prosopis cineraria, 1448 nucleotides. Its product is annotated as fatty acid desaturase 4, chloroplastic-like. The record is from RefSeq and is a predicted model, not a curated record. NCBI's taxonomy places the organism in Eukaryota, Viridiplantae, Streptophyta, Magnoliopsida, Fabales, Fabaceae.